AUGUAAUAAUGGGAUUUAGUAAAUGAAUCAAGUGAUUAGUUACGAUUGUUUAGUUAUUGUUUUAUAGUGUGGAGUGCUUUAUUUAUACUUUGCUACGAUAGAAUCAGAUUGAAUAACCUUAGUUCCAAAAAGCAAAUCGAUGUUUUCAACCGAGUCGUCUCAAUUUUACACGGUCAAUUCACUUUUUGGGGAUCACUCAUAGUUAUACUUUCUCAGACCCCUUACCAAUUAUAGGAAAUGAAUUCCUCUGAAAUGCAAUUCGUUAUGAUCGUCAGCGCAGGUUAUUUUGCAUACGACGUCAUAAUUUGCACUUAUUUCGAUUUGUAUGACUAUUGGCUGAUAUUCCAUCACAUAAUUAGUUUGAUGGCUUUUGGAGAAAGCAUUCUGAACAAAAAAUAUGGACAUAUUAUUAUAUUCGGUAUGUUCAUCACUGAAAUAUCUAAUUUGCCUAUGCAUUUGAGACAUAUUUUGGGUUGUUUCGGAUUAAGACAAACAAAGAUAUAUGAAUCAAUCGAAUUACUCUACUUCUCACUCUUCUUAAUAUUUAGAGGUAUCUUGAGUCCGGUCUUACUAAUCAGAACCUAUGAGGACCUACAUGCACCCUUAUUGAUUAAAAUCUCUGCAUCUGGAUUGCUAUUGUACUCAGUCUAUUACAUCAUAGAAAUGAUCAAAAUUACUUAAAGAAAAGUCAGAUCAUAUAGAGAUCGGAAGAGAAGAAAUCUCACUAUGUAUUGGUUUGCUCAGAAUCCCCUACUACCAACACACAAAUAUGUAGACUCCAUAUUAUGA
This is a messenger RNA of Paramecium tetraurelia, 789 nucleotides long. RefSeq lists its product as uncharacterized. The transcript is spliced from 3 exons. The record is from RefSeq and is a predicted model, not a curated record. Gene Ontology annotation, cellular component: membrane. Lineage: Eukaryota; Ciliophora; Oligohymenophorea; Peniculida; Parameciidae.